UCCACUCACCUGCUUAUAUUUCAUAACAUUUAUUGGAGUGAAAUGUUUGCGUGUACACAGAGCGCCUCUAUGCUGUCAGUCUUAUGUUUCGCUUUUACGUGUGAGUGAAUGAGAGCUGCGCUGCUCAAACAGUAAAUACGAGCUAUGGCCUCUCUCAGUGAUCAGCUGGAGGAGGUGAGGCUGAAUGCAGAGGGCACUUUAUGUUCUCCAGGGACUGCUCAGGAGAUCAGGAUAGGGGUGUCCGCCAUGGUCAACAUUCCCUUACCUCCCACCAGCAAAUAUCGCCACAUAGCCGCUGAAAGCAUGUUGAAAGAAAACAGUAGUGGAAACAAUAGGAAAGAGACGAGGGCAUCCCUGCAGAAACUUUCCACAGCUUUGAACAUCUUGGAGAAGUAUGGCUCCAAUCUUACCAACUCCAAUAGGCCAAAGUACUGGCGUACUGUGAAGUACAACAACCCUGUCUUCAGGACCACAGUAGAUUCUAUUCAGGGUGGCAGGGCUGUACUUAACCUGUAUGGAUAUACGAAUCACCAGCCUGACGGUUUGAGCUUUCCUGAAGAUGUUGUUGAGCCCGAUGUUGGGAAGGUGGCAUCAGUGACUCUUGAGGUCAUGUGCCUUCGCAUGGAGAUAGACAUGCUUACUAAGGAUGCCCAUUCUCACCCCGAAUUCUUUGAAAGACUUAUUCCCUCCCUCACUCUGGAGGAGGAAGAGGAAAUUGGCACGGAUGCAGUUGCUUUCUCUCCUAAUGAGACUCCAUUGGAAAAGCAAAGUCUCUCGCCUGCAUCUACACCAUCUCAAUCCAAAUCUCUUUUCAGUCCGGCCCUCUCUCUUUCGUCUUUAGGGCCCUCUAAACCGACAGACAACUGCAGCAUAUGUGGCAUAUCUCCAGUCUCAGCUCACUGUCCAACCUGUACUCAGCGCCUGUGCAAAGAAUGUGACCACCUAUAUCAUUCCCAUUCUGGACGAUCUACACAUGUGAGAAUUCCUGUAACUUCCUCUAAACCCACAAAACGGCUCAGCUCAUCGCUGUCUACAUGGCAGUGUUUAUAUUGCACUACAGUGAAUACAAUGCAGCAGGUUUUGUGUGAAACUUGUGAGCGACCACGGCUGUCUUCUGCUGCCCCGUCUGUCCAGGAGGAGCCAUCACAGCCGUCUACAAUAUCUGAGUGGCAAUGUAAAAGCUGCACAGUAGUGAAUGCAGGUAGCAGCAUUCUGUGUGAGGUGUGUGAGCGCCCUCGUCUGGCCACCCGGCCUCCUGUAGCGCCCUACCGACCAAUUCCCACUACUACAGAACUAAUGGACAGCCAGUGGGUUUGUCCGUUUUGUACCUACGUCAAUCAGUCACAAUCACCCGUCUGCGAAAUGUGUUAUCUUUCAAAGUCAGACCCUGCCCCAUCACCCUCGAAACCCCUCCCUGUCUCACCAGUAAAGAACAUCACAACUGUAUUAGCCACCCCCAAAGUCACGCCCACUGAGGAUCCUGAUUUGAAAAGACAACGAUUAAUGAAGGAAGAGGGGAUUAAACUUAUUCAGCUCAUUCGUGAGGGAGAGAAGAAAGGGGUGAGCCCAGAGGAGGUUUACACAAGCAUGUGCGUAUCAGGGAACAGUAAUGUAACACCGUAUGACUGGCUGAAGACAGAACUUUCUCAUGUGCUCGAUGAGAUCUGUGUGAUGGCUGCAUCCUGCCACCAGGAAUCCAAUGCACUGUUAAAAAGGUCAGGAGAGAACGAGAGCCAGGAAGGACAAAAAUGCAACAGCGUGCCUCUGUCUAGAGCAGAAGCCAAACGGGCCUGGCUGGCAGCAGGGGGCGACAAUGAGAAGGCUGUCAGACAAGCUCACAGAGACCGCAGAGUUAAAGUAAAAGAGCUUGGCUCCAUGGGCUUUAAUGACGUGACUCGCUGUGAGGAAGCCUUGCGGCAGAGCGGAGGGGAGGUGAGGGGGGCUCUCGUCCUGCUGCAGCGCUCUUUACUAGAUCCCUUCCAUCAGCGCAUGUGGAACGAUGAGCAAGAACCCCCUAUCGACAUCAACCAUCCUGACAAACAGCACGUUUGCCGCAGGUUGCUGGCUGUGUACGACCUGCCCAGUUGGGGACGCUGUGAGCUGGCUCUCUCUUUGCUGCGGGACCCUACAGCCUCCUACACCCUGGACGAUGUGGUUCAGGCCGUGCGCGAGUCACCUGAUAAAGAUUUUAUACGCCGCGUGCUGAACAAAGAAUGCCCCACCUGCCUGUCCAUCUUUCCUCAAAGCAAGAUGCAGUCCCUGACGUCGUGCCAGUGCUCGGUGUGCUGUGGAUGUUUCAAACAGCAUUUCACGAUAGCAGUGAGGGACAAGCACAUCAGAGACAUGGUGUGUCCCGUCUGCGCAGAGCCUGACAUCAACGACCCAGAGCACCUCAACAGCUACUUCUCUACCCUGGACAUUCAGCUUAGGGAUUGUCUGGAACGGGAUGUGUACGAGCUUUUCCACAAGAAGCUGACUGAGCAGGCUCUCAUCAAAGACCCGAAGUUCUUGUGGUGUAGCCAUUGCUCGUACGGUUUCAUCUAUGUCGGCGACCAGCUCAAGGUCACCUGUCACCAGUGCAGGAAUAGCUUCUGUGCCCAGUGCAAAAAGCCGUGGGAGGACCAGCACAAGGGGCUCUCAUGUGAGCAGUUUCAGCUGUGGAAGCGAGAGAACGACCCAGAGUACCAGAGGCAGGGCUUGGCCGGAUACCUCCGUGACAAUGGGAUCACUUGUCCUAACUGUAGGUUCCAGUACGCUCUGGCCAGGGGCGGCUGUAUACACUUCAGCUGUUCCCAGUGCAGGUAUCAGUUCUGCAGUGGAUGUAACAAUCCCUUUCACACAACGUGUGCAGUGAACCAGUGUAGUGUGACAGGUCUGCAUGCCCAUCACCCCAGAGACUGCCUCUUCUACCUCCGAGACUGGGAGCCUGCCAGGCUUCAGGCCUUACUGCAGAAAAACGGGGUGAAGUACAACACUGACACUGCUCCAGGAACACAGACUGGUGUUUGUGGAGUGAUCGAGCAGAAGGAUGAAGGGCCGCGGCCCACUGACUCGGCAUGUGGAGCUCAGACUCAGCCGGGCCAGGCAGGCCUCUGCGAGAAGCAUUAUCGGGAGUACCUGGUUAGCCUUAUUAAUGGGCAUUCUCUCGACCCCGCCCCCCUCUUCACUCACGAUGAGCUGCUCGUGGCCUGCAGGAGAUACCAUGUAGACAUCGCACAGGGGGAGGGAGAAGACGAUAGAGCACACUACACAAGACUGCUUAAGAAGCUAAUGGAUGACGUGCCACUCGGUGACAAGGUCCCUCGCAAGAAGUGAAGACAUCAUCUUCUCCCUCUUGUAACCUGUGCUGACUAUUUUUUCUGCGUGUGUGCCUGUAGCUUCAUUAUCUGAGCUACAGAAUGUCAAACACAGUGCUUCCCUCUCCUAAACGUGAUUUAGUUGCACAUUGCAUACAUUGUCGUAUUAUUUAAUCAUACGUUUAGUGAGGGGUUUUACUAAUCACAGUUGUAUGCCUUAUGUCCAGUGCAGGAGAUUCACUGGGGGGACUUUUAGUUAUGGACAUAUUUUAUAUAUUUUAAAGAGAGAUGGAGAGAAUGCCACUUAAGUUAUGUAUGAAAUGUCCAUACCCAUUCACUUCUUUUGCGGGGGCACAAGACCAAUGCAAGUGAAUGGGAUUCGCUCGGUGGUUCGGUAAUAAUGAGUAAAUUAGUAUAUUUCAUUUAUGGGUGAAAUAUCCCUAUAAUGGAUUAAAGGGAAUUUUGAAUUCAAAGUCCAACCCCAAACCCCCCCCCCCCUGAAAUUCACUCCCAUGUUUCCCCCCAUUUCCAGCCCUGCUUAUAUUCAGUCUUUAAUCAAAAAAAGUGUAAUUUUAGUUAAAUUGCCAUUAUUUUACAGCAUGUUGAUUUGAAAAACAGAGAAGAGUCUUGGACAGUUACAGUUCACUCUUUGUGAAUGCACACAAACAAGCUAUAUUAAGAUUUUAGCAGAUAGAAGAUUCAUCAAACGGCACCGUUUUAAAUGGGUUUUAAGAGCGAACAUUGAAAUUUUGCUUCAGGCAGUAGUUCUCAUUAUCCAAAUACAUUAACAGCUGAAACCUGAAGAUUGAUUGAUUCUUUGUUGAAUCAAAGAUACAAUCAAAAUAUAAUAAGAGCAUGGUAUUUUUAAUAUGAGUGUAUGUAUAUAUGGGAUUAAUAAACAAGUUAUAAAAUGA
This is a messenger RNA of Triplophysa dalaica, 4210 nucleotides long. RefSeq names its product E3 ubiquitin-protein ligase RNF31. Gene Ontology annotation, cellular component: LUBAC complex. Gene Ontology annotation, biological process: protein linear polyubiquitination. The coding region runs from base 145 to 3315 and encodes 1056 amino acids. The record is from RefSeq and is a predicted model, not a curated record. Gene Ontology annotation, molecular function: K63-linked polyubiquitin modification-dependent protein binding; K48-linked polyubiquitin modification-dependent protein binding; ubiquitin protein ligase activity. NCBI's taxonomy places the organism in Eukaryota, Metazoa, Chordata, Actinopteri, Cypriniformes, Nemacheilidae. The transcript is spliced from 23 exons.